GACCGAGGACGACGCUCGCGACCAUUCACCCAGAAUGAAGUACGUUAUUGUUUCCGGAGGUGUGAUUAGUGGGAUCGGAAAGGGUGUCAUCGCCUCUUCGACCGGUUUGUUGCUCAAGACUCUCGGCUUGAAGGUCACUGCCAUCAAGAUCGACCCGUACCUCAACAUUGAUGCGGGAACCAUGUCCCCUUUGGAGCACGGUGAGGUCUUCGUCCUCAACGAUGGUGGUGAGGCCGAUUUGGACUUGGGUAACUACGAGCGUUACUUGAACGUCACCCUGACACGUGACAACAACAUUACCACCGGAAAGGUCUACUCUCAAGUCAUCGAGAGGGAGCGCAAGGGUGACUACCUCGGCAAGACUGUUCAGGUCGUUCCUCACUUGACCAACGCUGUGCAGGACUGGAUCGAGCGUGUUGCGCGUGUUCCGGUUGACGAGACCGGAGAGGAGCCCGAUGUCUGUAUCAUCGAGCUUGGUGGUACCGUUGGUGACAUUGAGUCCGCUCCUUUCGUCGAGGCGCUCCGUCAAUUCCAGUUCCGCGUCGGUCACGACAACUUCGCCCUCAUUCACGUGUCUCUCGUUCCUGUCAUUGGUGGUGAGCAGAAGACGAAGCCUACUCAGGCUGCCAUCCGUGACUUGCGUGGUUUGGGUUUGACUCCUGACCUUAUCGCUUGUCGAUGCCCCAAGCCUCUCGAGGAUGGUGCACGGGAAAAGAUCGCUAUGUUCUGCCACGUCGGUACCGACCAGGUCGUCGCUGUUCACGAUGUCGCCUCCCUCUACCACGUUCCCCUCGUCCUCGAGCAGCAAAGAUUGAUCAAAUAUUUCACUCAGAGACUGAAGCUCAACGACAUCAAGAUUACAGAGAAGCAGAUUGCCAAGGGCAAGAGUCUUUGGGGACGUUGGAAGCAGUUAACUACAGGCCACGACCGUCUGUUCGAGACCGUUACUAUCGCCCUCGUCGGAAAGUACAUCGACCUCCACGAUUCAUACACUUCAGUCGUCAAGUCUUUGGAGCACGCCGCGUUGAGAUGUAACAGGAAGUUGGAGAUUUUGUGGGUGGAUGCAUCGGAUUUGGAGCCAGCAAGGAGCACGUCCUCUCCUGUUCAAUAUCACAAGGCCUGGCACGCAGUCUGUCAAGCGGAUGGUAUCAUGGUUCCCGGAGGAUUCGGUACUCGCGGAACUGAGGGUAUGAUCGCGGCCGCAAAGUGGGCUCGUGAGAACCAGAUUCCUUAUCUCGGCGUCUGUUUGGGUAUGCAGAUGGCUGUUGUUGAGUUCGCACGAAACGUCUGCGGUCUGUCAGACGCCAACUCUUCCGAAUUGGACGAGAACACCACCAACCCCCUCGUUAUCUACAUGCCUGAAAUCUCCAAGACGCACCUCGGUGGAACUAUGCGUCUCGGUCUUCGUCCCACGAACUUCCAGCCAGGAACCGAAUGGUCAAAGAUCCGCCAACUGUACGGCAAUGCCGACUCUGUGCACGAGCGUCAUCGUCACCGUUACGAAGUCAACCCAGACUACGUGGAGCGCGUGGAGGCCGCUGGUUUGUCGUUUGUAGGUAAGGAUGAGUUGAACGAGCGUAUGGAGAUUGUGGAGAUCAAGGACCACCCAUACUACGUGGGUUGCCAGUACCACCCCGAGUGGCUCUCACGACCAUUGGAGCCUAGUCCGCCUUACUUGGGUCUCGUCGCGGCUGCUUCGAAGUGUUUGCCGGAGAUCCUUGGUCAUGCUCCGGCUGUCAACGGCAACGAAUAGACUAUAAAUAUAUGUAG
This is a messenger RNA of Saitoella complicata NRRL Y-17804, 1770 nucleotides long. Its product is annotated as CTP synthase. Gene Ontology annotation, cellular component: cytoophidium; cytoplasm. The coding region runs from base 35 to 1753 and encodes 572 amino acids. Gene Ontology annotation, biological process: CTP biosynthetic process; pyrimidine nucleobase biosynthetic process. The transcript has 4 exons. Gene Ontology annotation, molecular function: CTP synthase activity; identical protein binding. The record is from RefSeq and is a predicted model, not a curated record. Lineage: Eukaryota; Fungi; Ascomycota; Saitoellomycetes; Saitoellales; Saitoellaceae.